UUAAGAAAAUAAAAAGCAUCAGUAUUGCAAAGACUUUCCAUGAUCCCACACCCACCUAGAAAGCCCCUCUCACCGCAGGAAGUGCGCUGACCAUUGGAGGAAUAAAAGAGGUCCUCAAAGAGCCUGAUCCUCACUCUCUCCCUGCACAGCUCAGCAGGACCUCAGCCAUGAGACUUCUCAGCCUGGCCCUCCUUGGCAUCUGCUGUCUCACUGCAUACAUUGUGGAAGGUGUAGGGAGUGAAGUCUCAGAUAAGAGUACCUGUGUGAGCCUCACUACCCAGCGACUGCCAGUUAACAGAAUCAAGACCUACACCAUCAAGGAAGGCUCCUUGAAAGCAGUAAUUUUUAUUACCAAACGUGGCCUAAAAGUCUGUGCUGAUCCACAAGCCAGGUGGGUGAAAGACGUGGUCAAGAGCGUGGACAGGAAAUCCAACACCAGAAAUAACAUGAUCCAGACCAAGCCAACAGGAACCCAGCAAUCGACCAAUACAGCUGUGACCCUGACUGGGUAGUAGCCUCUGGCACACUGUCCCUCUCCAGCCAGCCAGCUAGCUCAUUUCACUUCACACACUCAUGGACUGAGUUUAUACUCACCUUUUAUGAAAGUAUUGCAUGAAUAAAAUUAUUCCUUUGUAUUUUUACUUUUAAA
Molecule: messenger RNA, 649 nt
Organism: Piliocolobus tephrosceles (Ugandan red Colobus)
Lineage: Eukaryota; Metazoa; Chordata; Mammalia; Primates; Cercopithecidae
Gene: XCL1
Product: X-C motif chemokine ligand 1
Exons: 3
Coding region: 168-512 (114 amino acids)
Biological process (GO): cell chemotaxis; antimicrobial humoral immune response mediated by antimicrobial peptide; positive regulation of cell migration
Cellular component (GO): extracellular region
Molecular function (GO): chemokine activity; CCR chemokine receptor binding
Source: RefSeq, a predicted model, not a curated record